AUGAGCGUAUUGCGAACAUAUAACUCAAAAAAUAUUAGUGGUUAUGAAUCGGGAAAGAUGCGACACCUUGUUUUCUCCAAUAAAUGCACGCUGAACCAUGGUACGCUGCCAGUUUAUAUAGCAGGUGACUUGGCAACUGCACGAAGGCGUCAGUCAGGCACUACAUACGAGGUAGAGAUUAGUGUGGGGAGCACACGCCGCUUGCCUUUCCAGCUCAAGAUGCAUUUGCAAGGCCCCUCCACGCGGUUGCCAAAGUUUAGACCCAAACCGGAGACCGCGGAGUUAAAAAAAAAGGAGCUCCAGCCGAAAACCGAAUCGGCAUCGGACAAUCUGCUAAGUGUUCUAAAUAACAUUUUUGAAAUCAGUAGUGUAAUUAAAAACAGUCAGUUAUUGUCGCGGUUACCACUCUCAAAGGCGGGGGGAAAUAUUGGGCGUCCACCAACCGGUUUCACCACGUCCUCGGGAACCGACUCUCAGAGUGACCUUAGAAAUGCCACGCCCGCGCACGGACAGGCAUCGGCCGACCAUGCCCAGCGCCCCAUCGUCACCCCUCUUCAUCCGCCAGUUUCCGAUCCGGCUCAGCCAGGCAUCCGCCCAGCCGCCACUUCCCAAUCCCUUCAUGCACUCCAAGCGCACGCCGAUGAAAGCAGUAUUUCCGCCAACCAGGCAUCCGCUCCCGGAACCCAAGAUCGAGCCUCUGCUUCCAACGCUUCAAGAACGGAGCUCCGCGUCCCCGCCCCAGCCCCGCACGGCGACCAGCCAGCCACCCACUCACCAAACACCCUCACGAAGGAGCUCCCAAAGCCCCCUUCCCGCCGAAAGUACCCCUUUACCCGCCCCUCCCCGCCUGGGACCAGCGCCAGUCCGGCCCGACGUUCUUCGGCAACCGUCUUUUCCUCGCAUGCCACUCAGGGAAUCGCAGGUGAAUCUCCCGGCCCCGGCCUGGCUCAGGGACACGACUCCCGCGUCGAUGCCGCCGCGCCUCAUUCCUCUGUCCAGGAGGUCGCACUUUCCUCUUCGAAAGCCCGUGCUCCACCCGCAACAACCCUCGCCCCGCCGGCUGUGAAAGGCAAAUGCGAAAAGCCUUGGGUGACGCUUUAUAUGGCCGGGCGGUUGGGGAACCAGCUCUGUGAAUACGCACACCUGAUGGUGCUGCAGAUUGAGCACGGAGCACAGGUGUUCUUGAUGCCAAAUAUGCAUAUUGCGCUACACAGACCGUUUCCAAAAAUAUCCAUUAAGGUGAAACCCAAGGAAUGCAAUGCCACCAAGCUUAAAACCUUCCCCUGGAGCAAGCUGGAUGCGAAGUUGCAGGAAGACGGAAGUUUGAAUGCCUCGGCUGCUACCAUAGGAUACCCGUGCAAUGUUGAGAGGUUCUGGAAAUACAGGGAUACGUGGAAGAAGGAAUUCGCCUUCUCUGAUACCAUCCGUCAGAAGAACCGCCAGAGAAUGAAGAAGGUACUCGAGCAGUGGCGCAGCAGGCAGGGCAACGUGACGAGAGAAGGAGGGAAAGAAGCCAAUCCCGUGGUGGUCGGAGUCCAUGUUCGAAGGACGGAUUACAUCAAGUAUCUCGCGAUGAAGACCGGUGGCGGAGCUCCUCCGGGCCUCAAGUACUACAGAAACGCUUUCGAAUACUACAGGAAGAAGUUCGGUCUCGUGGCCUUCGUCGUAUCCAGUGACGACCGCGCCUGGUGUCGCGCGCACUUGGAGAAGGCACAUCGUGAUGUCGUUGUGUCACCUAUGGGUACCUUCGAGGAGGAUUUGGGACUCCUAGCAAGUACCGCCCAUGUUGUGACGUCCGUGGGCACCUUUGGGUUGUGGGCGGGACUUCUGGCAAAAGGAAGCUUGACCUAUCCAUCCAAAGUUGGAAAAAAAGUCGAAUACAUGCUGACGACAAGCCUCAACCACAUACACACUCCUGAUAUCAUUCCCAUAUCGCAAUAAUAAGGAUUUUGAUGCCAGUGUUGGGCUAGGUGUAAAGCAGUGGAUCCAGAGGGUUGCCAACAUUAUGCAGUCUGCGGAAUAUUUCUUAUAAACGAUCUCUUGUGUUUAUUAGCCUCCUCUUUUCAUUUUCUGUACAUUUCAGACUAUUCUAAUGGCCAGAUUCACAUAUUAUAUUCGGUUUAUCAAUCUAUAAAGGUGUUCCUAUUAAUUCCAGGUUUUUAUUACUGUCUUUUGAUAUCAAUGUUCUUAUUUUACGGGCAUCUCUCAUCUCGUACUUGCGGAUAUCUUUCAAAAUGUUAUAUUUCGUCAUUGUCUUCUUUCCUUGAUCAAACUGUUUCUUUGAUAACUUACAAUUAAAUCUUAUAGUUUACUCAAAAUUGUUUUUCGUGACGUCAUCAAAGGGCUACAUAAACCUCCUCUCCGAAGGCAAUAGACAAGGUCCCACUGUACCUGUAAGCCAUCAAUAUUGUCAUAUUAAUAGGUUCUAUUAAAUUGACUUGGUGGCCUGACCCUCGUGUUGACAACUCUGGCUGUUAUCGCUGCGUUUCACCUCAGCGUCCAAUGGGCAAAACACAGCGGUUUUGGCGAGAGAUCGAUUGGACAUAAAAAGGUUAAAUCCCGUUCGGCAGGCUAUUCAACCGCUCGGCCGGUUUUCGUUUGCGUCUUCCUUACUUUAUAUUAUUGCUGCCAUUACUUCACUCUGCCAUACAAUUAUCACCUACUAGAAUAAAAUCCUCGUCCAUUUGUAAAGCCCCCAACCUCUCAAAAAAAAAUUAUCAAGAUUGCCGAGCCACUGACGAGGAACCGUGCACGGCAGCAACUCGGAUGCCACUUAUCAUUCCUCCUCCCACAUGGCCAGCCAAGAGCCCUCCCCGCACGCGUUUUGCUCGUGCUAAAGUGGUUUGCAGAUGGUACCGGGCAUCCCCUCUCUGCCCCUCCAUCCCUCCCUCAAGCCCACUAAACUCUGCACUCAGCAUGGUGGGCUAAGCCUCGGCCCUUUUCUCGUCCCGCAUUUUUUUUCUUUUUUUCAUUCUUAUCCUUUCUUAUCUUUAUCAUCCCUUUACAUCCGUAUUUUAGAGCCUUUAGACAAUAAACAGCACACCCUCUGGAUUCUCGUCGGACGAAACCCGAUCCCAGUUUGUACCGGACCACACUUACGUUAUUCGCCUGGGAUUGCAUUUGCUGUAAGUUUUCUGUCCACUUCGUGUUAUUUAUUUUACUGUUACUUUGUUUUAAGGUUAUCGAAAGUCUCACCAGGGCUUUGUUUUUGUAUUGUUUUGUUUUGUUUUUGUACUUUUAGUGUUUUUUUUUUCAUGUAUCGUAUACUUUUACGCUUCGGUGAUGGAGUUUUCUAAAUGUAUCUCUGGCAGAUGCUUUACCCUAUAAUAUGCAUAAACUAUUUGGUUUCCUGGUAAAGAAUGUCAAAUCACCAGUGUGCGGAGAUCAAUGCCCGUCCUCAACCUCGCAGUGCCUUCGAUCUGUGGCUCACCGGUUCUCUAGAAUGGCAUUCCGAAUAUUUCUUCAAGAUAUAAAUUGGAGUUCUUGGAAAACAGAUUGUACAUAAAUGUAAAGGUUUAGGUUAAUCCUAUAUGUAACGAAUUCUGAAACCCGAAUGUGAAUGCUUGAAAAUAAUAAUGGUGGUGGUGAUUAUAGUAACUUGUAAUAAUAAUAUUAAUUGUAAUAAUAAAAAUAAUAAUAAAAACAACAAUAUCACCAAUAAUAACAAAAAUAAGAAUAAGAAUAAAAAUAACCAAUAAAAAGCACAUAUGCAUAGCGAUGAUAUAAAAAAUAUACAUCUAGACUACAAACUCGAACAAAUAUAAAUAAAUUCGCCCUCACCACGUAUUGGAAAAUUGUGUGAGUGGGUCUGACGUUAAUGUGUUUGCGAGGAAGGUUUACAAAGUUGGUAAAGCAGCUCGUGACUCCGAAGUGGCAUACUGAAGUGUGUUGAUAUUUCAAAAUGUAAAUGGCCACCAAAAUUAUGGUUGUUACAAUUGACCUUGUACAAAUACAAACUAUUUAUAUUUUUAAAUAAAGAGUUCACAUGACAUAAUGGCACUAAUUGUAAUAAACACUACCCAUAUUA
Molecule: messenger RNA, 4027 nt
Organism: Penaeus monodon (black tiger shrimp)
Lineage: Eukaryota; Metazoa; Arthropoda; Malacostraca; Decapoda; Penaeidae
Exons: 6
Coding region: 1-1941 (646 amino acids)
Biological process (GO): carbohydrate metabolic process
Cellular component (GO): membrane
Molecular function (GO): galactoside 2-alpha-L-fucosyltransferase activity
Source: RefSeq, a predicted model, not a curated record